Penicillium oxalicum is the source of this 591-nucleotide messenger RNA. RefSeq lists its product as uncharacterized. The transcript has a single exon. The record is from RefSeq and is a predicted model, not a curated record. Bases 1 to 591 code for a protein of 196 amino acids. Lineage: Eukaryota; Fungi; Ascomycota; Eurotiomycetes; Eurotiales; Aspergillaceae.
AUGCAUCUUCCUCUCAAAGCUCUCCUGUUGACGGCAGUCUUCUGCUCUUCAACAUCUGCGCAGGCUUCUACUUGGCCUUCGUUCAUCGAGGGUCAGCCCGCCCCUGAUGCUUGGCUGCAAAUCAGCUUGAACGAGACUGACUCCUUCGGUCUUCAAACAAACCUGACGGAGCGAACCAACGUUCAAAUCUGUGAGCGAAUUAUCACAGCGGCCGGAGCUUGUGCCGCUAUCGGGUCAUUUGUCAUCGCCUUUGCUCAGGCUAUGGGUUCCACGAUCAAGCAGAAAUCCAACGAACACUCCUGCAGCUCCGUGCGUGGAACCUACGAGUCUGUGUCUUGGAUUUACUACGCUACCGGCCGAAACUGCGACACCACCGCGCAGCGCGAGACCAUUGCAGGCGCAGUCAAGAAAUAUCUCCAUGAUGUCAAGGGCAACAAGCUCUGUGGCACUGAAUGCCUGCGUUUUGACCACGGAGGUACUUGGGAUGGCUGGUUGAAACUCGGACCUACCAGCAACUUCAACGCGGGCGCUUACUGUGGUUCUGAGCUGCAAUUCAGCCACUGCCUGUCUGGAGGCGAUGGCGACAUCUGA